AUGGUCUUAACUGCAUCUGAAGCAGCUUCUAAACGAGUUGGAAUUACAUCUGAAUUGAUCCUUAGAUCAUCAAGUUACCCAGAACACAAUAAAUUAAUUGAUGAAUCUGAUUCUGAUUAUCGACUCCAAGCUGAAUCGAUUUGUAUCAAGAAGUCUCAAAUCAUCAAUCAAUCACCACGAGAAAGACUAAAGACCAAGAAUCAUCUCCUUCAAGUCGAUUUACCUGAUUCACAUUCAAAUCCAAAAACUUUACUCGAUAGAUUCAAAUCUGCCAUCGGGGCAUCAGUUUGGGCACCUUUAAAUACUUCAAAUCAUUCAAUCGAAUCUAGAAAACCAACUUCUUCACCAUCUCAGAUUACCACUUCAUCUUCUUUCGAUCAUGAUCUUACUACUUCAUCUUUUACGAGAUCUAGGAAUUGGAAUUCAUCUACUCCUGGAAGAUCAACUGAAGAACCUAUUUAUCAUUCUAGAUCACCACGGCCUUCGAUUGUUAGCAUCAAUCAUCCUACUAUCAUCAACAGUUCCGGUUCUCCAAUCCGUCAGAGUCCCUCGAAUUCUUACAUGAUCCAUUCUCAUAGUCAUCUCUCUAGUUCGAAUUCUCUAGGACCUUUGUCAUUUACACCUGAAUCACCGAGGGCUCCAUUACUAUUUCCACAUCAUAAUCAUUCAAACACAUUCUCAAUGAAUUCUGAAGCUAUCAUGCGAAAUGGAAUGUCUCCAACUCCCAACAAUCCAGGAUCACAAGGACUCUCAAACGUACCUACUUUCUCUCAGAUUCCUGGCUUUCCACUGGCCAGAGAGACAGUCGCAGAUGAUAUAGGUAGUGUACUCAGCUCGUCUAUUGCACCAAGCUCGUGGAAAGGUGCUGGAAUGAAUGGGGAUGAGACAUCUCAAUCCAAUGGUCAUUAUCAGUUGAUGGAUAGGAUUCAAGCAGAGGAACAGGGACUUAGUAAAGAGUAUUGGAUGCCGGAUAAAGAUGCCAAGGAAUGUUACGAUUGUGCAGUGACCUUCACUUCUUGGCGUCGGAAACAUCAUUGUAGGAUAUGCGGCUUUAUCUUUUGCUCUCGUUGCGCUUCCAAUCUGGUCUCGGGUCAACGAUUUGCUUCUACUGGUUACAUUCGAGUCUGUAAUAUCUGUUUAGCCAAGUUGGAGCCCUUGCCUGAGCCAUCGUGGCGAGUCAUGGAGGCUGAAGACGAAAAUGCCACUACGACCGAAGCGGGGUCAAGUUUCAACAUAUUCGGUUCUCGAUCUCAAGCAGCACAAAGCAGUCACAAAACUUCCACCACCGCCUCGAGAUCUCGAGAACAAGCCAAGUCGUCUGUCCAAUCAGGUUUAUCGCAAUCCACAAGGCGUAGCUCGCACCGCUCAAGUAGCCGUUCAAGACCCGACAAUCGUGCCGGUAUGAGUACGAGUGAAACAUCCAAAGAGGUCGAACCUGCUCACACAUCAUUGCUUAGACCGAAAUUUCGACAUGCUUCAUCAAAUACUCUCACUAUUGCUUCUAGGCCAUCUCGCCGCAUAGAAAAUUCCAACAUACCAUCGUUGACGGCGCCAUUCCGAAAGGGUCUCAAUGAUGAAGACAAACCAUUAGAUAUGAAGGUCACUAAGCACAGUCAAAGACUUGUCACGCCUACGCCCAGCACAUUGAGGAAUUCACGCGAUACUCGUCGGACCUCAACGGAACGAUUUCCAUGGUUCGAGCACAGCAAAGGGAUUGGUGAAUUGAACUUAUUAGUUCCUGAUCUGAAAUUCGAUCCGUUUGAGCACCCUACACUACCUGCUCUACAGGCGAACGAGAUAGUAGGCCCAUUUGAUGGUGAAGCUAUCAACUCACAACCCGACGGGUAUAUAGACUCUCUACUCACAUGGCCUCCCUGGGUUUCUCCUCCUCCUGGACAAGCCUAUAUGGAUGAUUUGAUCGAGCCAUGUUUUUCGCCUGCUUCAUUGGCACAUUUGAGGUCGAUGAUCAGACAAUCACUCCACCGUGACAAAGUAGUCAAAGCGCUGGUCUGGGAAAGCGAAUUGACCAAACUGUUGAUCAAGGUGAUCUCAGAUCCACCUCGACCUGAUCAAGCUGAAGGCGAAGCUGCGGAUAUUCAUCAACUCAUCAAAAUCAAGAAAAUUCCGGGUGGCCAGCCUCAGGAUAGUGAAUAUGUUCAUGGGGUCGUGUUCACUAAGAAUGUGGUACAUAAGAAGAUGCGCGUAGAUUGUAUUAACCCUCGAGUGUUGGCGAUCAGUAUUCCACUCGAAUUCCAACGUGUAGAUGGUUAUAGUAAACUAGAACCCUUGAUCCGACAAGAAAAGCAGUACUUGAAGACUCUUGUCAAUCGCCUGGCUUCUUUACGCCCGGAUGUCGUACUAGUGGAAGGCAACGUUUCUGGUUUAGCCAUCGAAUACUUGGUACAAGCGGGUGUAUCCGUCAUCAGACAUGUCAAACCGCGCGUCCUUCAAGCCAUCGCUCACUCUACUGAAACACUUGUGAUCUCAUCUUUAGACAAGCUAUUGAAUUUGAAAGUAGGUCAAUGUGAUGUAUUUCAUGUUCAGACUCUCGAUCAUCGAUUGAUACCUGGCAACAGAAAAUCUUUUGUCAGAUUAGAAGGAUGUAAACCAGAGCUUGGUGGUACUUUAUUGCUUAGAGGAGGUAAUCAUAGAUUACUAUUGAAAAUAAAAGCUUUGAUGAGGAUGAUGGUCAGAAUUAGUUAUUCAAUCAGACUUGAAACUCAAUUCCUUAGAGAUGAGGGCGCGAUGAUGACACCAAUAUCAGAGGUUCAUAAAUCACAGUUGCUCAACUUGGACGAUAAAGAAGUUCAAAUCAUUCUGACUUCGUUUCGGCGUGCUAGGCGGCAAUUGAUGCAGACCAAGCCUCCAGCCUCAAAACCGGGGUCACCAGAAAAACCAAACGUAUCUGCUGGCUCUGCUUCGACCUCUGACUUGGUUCGUCAAAUCGAAGAUGUCUUACGACCUUAUGAGUGUAUGAUUCUAUCUGGCUCUCCUGAUGUGAAGCUGGCACCUCCGGUUGUCUUGGUCAAAUUGCGAGAUCUUGCUCGACAGUUUAAUCUUUUGCGCGAAGGGGUUAAGAAGCCUCCGUCCAUCGUAUUAGAUCGGAUGGAUGAGAAGAUUGAUUUGGAAACCGACCCACAAAGCUCUAGUACGGCUCCUCAUACUGUGCAGGUCAACACAUCAACACAAUCGGGCGAUGUCAGUCAAACAUUCACCCCCGCUGAGAGUUCCUUACGAACGAGGAUCUCUGUGGUGUCAGAUGAAUAUACUCGAGCUUUGCAAUUGGUCGACUUGGGACGCCAACUAGCACAAUCGAAAUUGGUCGCAUCUCGGUACCUAUCCACACACCGAUCUGAGAGCUUUCAUCCAGCUGAUCAUCAAAAGAUCAUUGUACAAGAGGCUGUAGUCUGUAUGAAUCCCACUUCAGGGUUGGCUGCAUAUACAUGUCAAGGACCAUUGUUAAGAGCCUUCUCGUAUUACUCGCCUGGCGAUCAAUCGGUUGGACAAAUGAUUCAAAUGGUCGUUGCGUCUCGUGGAGAACUUUGUCCAACCAAAGGAUGUGGUCAAUUAAAGAGCUUUCAUCAAACCGAAUUCAUCCACAGACGGCUGAAGGCAUCACUUCGAAUUCAUCAUCCGCAAGCCUCUGAGGGUACACCUACGCCAUCAUCAACAAGCUCUACGCCGCUUGACGAGAUUCAUUCUGAUGGUAGUCUUGAUCCGACUUUGGAAGCUGGGAAUGAAGAUUUGAUUCUCAUGCAAGGUUAUUGUCCUCAGUGUGAUGGCCAUACGAGGAAGACGGAGAUGUCAGAUGAUAGUUGGAGAUUGAGUUUUGGAAAGUAUCUCGAACUGUGCUUUUACAGCCAAGGUAUACAUGCAGAAGUGGUUACUCACAGAUCAACUGGCUUGAGAUUGCCAUGCACCCAUGAUCUUCAUCUCGAUCACACUCGGAUGUUCUUUUACCGCGGGUUUCGGAUCGAUUUUAGCGUACAGCGGAUCAAUGUCUACGAAGCGAUCACACCUUCCAUGUGUUUGCUUGCAGAUACCGAAGCUCAAUUCAAAGUAUUAACAGAAGAAUAUUCCACCAUAUCCAAACGAUCUGAGGCCUUUUUCCAAUCGGUACGCAAUCGGAUCAAUGGUUUUAACUAUGAUGUAGUGACGAUCGAUAAGCAAGAUGCCUCUGAAGAAGCGAUGCGAGAGUUGAUGAGAAAAGUCGAAUUGGAUGCUCAGUUGAUACAGCUUCAAUUGGACGAGGUUCAUCUAGCUUGUGUGGGUACCAAUGGGGUUAAAAUCAAUACGGUGAGAAAGACGUUGGUAGAUAAAGCAGUCGAAUGGGAUCAUCUCUUUGCUUCAUUUGAAUCAAAGUUUAUGGCAGGAGAUGGUAAAGAUGCACGAAGGUUGACAAGUGUUCAAUUAAGGAAAUUGUUUGUUGAUCAAAAUGUGAUGCCAGGAUCACCGGAUCGAUUAUUCUCACGUAUCCAACAGCUUCCAGCCUUUAACGCUCAUAGACAUAAUUAUACCUCACAAUCCGAAGUUGACUCUGAUCAUGCUGGUAGAAAGACUUCACAUACAGUCAGUUUCAAAAAAGCCUUUCCGUCUCCUACCUUAAAGAAUAUGGCUAGUGCGCUGGCAUUUGCUUUACCUACUUCUAUGCCUACGUUGGGAUUACCUGAAGGUCGGGUUGACUUAUCACUUUUGAAAUCUAAAGGUACGGCAAACCUUGAAAGCGAGUCUUCUUCGAUUAACACAACCUCACCUGAACAAUCCGGUACGAUCGAGCCAAAAGGGAGUCCGACAGACAAAUUAAAUGAAGCAAAAGAUCCGACUCAGGAUAUCUCGGAAAUCGACAGCGCAUUGCGAAAGAAAGUUGAAGCUGACUCGGCCAUCGUAUCGUCAUCCAAUUCCACCUCAAAGGAACUCGGCACGGACGUUGAGGCUACUAAAGCUCUCACAAAGGAUUCACCUGAAACACCCACCGUCGAAAGUAGCCAAGCCCUUAGCUCAUUUGUUUCCCCAACUAGUGUCCAGUUCGUUAUCUCUUCACCAGCCAAAUCAGUCACCGAACCUUCCCCCAAAGCCACUCCAAAGGCACGCGUUGUCAUGAAUCGGCGUCCGGGAAGUGAUUUAACGGUUGACUGUGAAGACGGCUUCAAAAGUGACGCAACGAUCAUCAACGCUCGCGAUCGAGAAUCUCUGGUUUUGAAACCUGCUCUUGGAGAUCGCCACUCGAAUCCUCAGGACCCCUCAGAUACGGAUACCACCAAUCAUAGUGAAGCGGAAUCUCUAGCAAGUUCUAAGAGGUUAACCAUUCGAGGUCGAAGAAUACUAGAGGUUGGUCCGAGCAAAAAUGGAGUGGCAAAUUUGGUACAAAGGUUUGAAAGACCUGGAGUGAAAGAGUUACGAUUGACCUUACCUGUCACAUCGGAAGAGAUUAAUGUUGAAUCUGAAAUACCUAAGACUCGAUCGAAUGAAAAGGGUUUAAAAGUGUCUGGACCCCCAACACGACCUUUGUUCAGAAGAGGUAAGAGUGAAAUUGUUCGCUCUACUUCACAAGUAGCGCGUGGUAAGCGUCCAGUUGGACAGAUUCAAAAGUCUCUCGAGGAUACCAAUUUUUCAUCAAGGAAACAUGCUGCUGAUUCGGUCGAAGAAGGUUCAAACCGUAACAAUUCAAUCAUCAAAUUAGCACCUCGCCAUCAUGCACGAUCUAACAAUUCUAAUCAACUUUCCUCAAAACUAGGACCCCAUCCCAAGACACCAUCGACCGGCUUACGUGGUGAUCAGUUGGUUGAAGGUCCAUUACGAUUAGCACCUCGGCUUAAUAAACCUACGAAUUCUCAUAGGAAUCGACCAGACUCAGGUCUUCCGAUCUCAUCGACUUAUCUCAGUCGUCGUAAUAACGGUCACAAUCCCAAACCGAAUAGUAAAGUUUCUACUAUCACUCGACAAUUCGAUCGUAUGUCUCGUGAGGCUGAUAGACAGAAGCAUGGAAUCAAUCAUCGAAGUCGACCUAGACCGAUUGCUCAUGCGAAAUCAUCGGUACAUGCCUUUAGUAGUCUUACAGCUGCAGUUCAUGAAGACCCUGAUUCUGAUUUAGAUGAGAGUAAUGUGAACCCAGCUGAACAUGAUGCUGAUGAUGAAGGCGAUGUCACUCCAGAAGUCUAUGGUCCUGAAGCACCAGAUCCGAGUGGAACGAACCUUGCACAUGUACCCUCACCCUUGGCAAGCGAUUUUACUGACAGAACAAGUGAUGAGGUACACCCACUCGAAACUUCACCUGGUGUAGAGGAGUGUGAAACGUCACAAUUUGCCGAUUCAUCCAUGAUCUUGAAUCGAGCUGAUCGACCGAUGAUUGCUCAAACUACACCAUGUUCACCUUCAUUUGUACCUCAUUCUUUUCGACUUCCACCUUCAGGUUUAUCUCAAUUCUCAGAUAAUGAAAUGAGUUCUGGUGAAGCUGGUCGACAUUCGAUUAUUAAAACUCUUUCGAGUCUUUGGUCUUAUCGUGGUGCUGAGUUUUUGACUUUGGAGUAUCCUCAAUUACCUACUGAGCAUCAGUCUGCAGAAAACCCAGUGUUGAUUAGAGAAGAUGAACCAAGUUCGAUUAUUGCUUAUACGCUUGCUUCAAAACUGUAUUCAGACACAUUGAAAGAUACCGAACCACGAGUGAUUGAACGUUCGGAGAUCUUUAUGCCGGAAGAUGUGAUGUUCCGAGGACCAGAUCCAGAUUCGACUUGGGGUAUGAUAGAUUUCGCACCACAUGAUACAGAUAUGGAUGAAGCAUUGAAGAUGCCACCGAAUAGUAAUAAGCCUAUGCAAUUUCGAUUUGAUGUCUCGCCUUGUACAGUGACUUGUAAGGUGUUCUUUAUGCAUCAAUUUGAAGCACUGAGAAAGACACUAGGAUGUAAAGAUAUCUUUGAGUCGCUUUCUCGUUGUCAUAAGUGGGACGCGUCUGGUGGAAAGUCUGGUCAGACGUUUCUGAGAACGAAAGACGGGCGAUACCUUAUCAAAGGGAUCUCUAAAACUGAGUUAGAGGCUCUGACCAAGUUUGCUCCUGCUUAUUUUGAAUACUUGGCAUCUGCGAGUCGGGAUAAACGUCCGAUUGCUUUAGCAAAGAUGUUGGGGAUCUUUCAAAUCUCAUUUUUGAAUAAAACUACCAAUAGGAAAGGAAGAUUACAAGUACAAGUGAUUGAAAACCUUUGGCUUGCGAAAUCUGAUUUACAUAUUUAUGAUCUUAAAGGAUUGACUCGGAAUCGGACUGUACAUGUGACUGGAAGACCGAAUGAGGUAUUGUUAGAUGGAAAUUUUUGUGAAAUGACUCGUACCAAUCCGAUCUUUGUACAUAAAGAUUCGUUGUUAAGGUUACAAGCUAGUUUACAUAAUGAUACUUUAUUCUUGGCUAGUAAUAAUGUUAUGGAUUAUUCAUUGGCCAUUGGGAUCGAUCAAGAAUCUCAAGAAUUGUAUGUUGGAAUCAUUGAUUAUCUUCGGACUUAUUCUUGGGAUAAAAGACUCGAGACUCUUGUGAAAGAACUUGGAGGUUCUAGUAAGGAAGCUCCUACAAUCAUUACACCAUCUCUCUACAAAGCUAGAUUCAGAAGAGCCAUGGCAAGGUAUUUUAUGGUUUCACCUGAUGCUUGGUUACAAUCUUGGAAACCUUAUUUAUUACAAUCUGAUGAAGAAAUUGAUCGAGAUGGGAUCAGAUCAAGUGAAACGGGUGGAAAGAAUGAAGAUAAUUAUAUUGAUUUGUUUUGUAAUUGAGGAUUUUGGUUGGAUUGGAUUGGAUUCUUUAAAGUUGAUUUGAUUGGGUUUUUUGUUUUUUGUUUGGUUGGUUUUUUUAUUGGUGAAGUGUUGACGGUAUAACUUUGGUCAUCGUUUUAAUCAUGAAGCAUAUAUAAAUGUAUUCUUUGGUUUGUAAGGUUUUGGUAUUUGUGAUUCUUUUGGUUGUUUUUUCUUUUACUUAUUAAGGGUUUGGUACAAGUAUUUUGUAAAGCAAAAUGGAUUUUUCUU
Melampsora larici-populina 98AG31 is the source of this 8001-nucleotide messenger RNA. RefSeq lists its product as uncharacterized. The record is from RefSeq and is a predicted model, not a curated record. Bases 1 to 7752 code for a protein of 2583 amino acids. Gene Ontology annotation, molecular function: ATP binding; 1-phosphatidylinositol-3-phosphate 5-kinase activity; metal ion binding. Gene Ontology annotation, biological process: phosphatidylinositol phosphate biosynthetic process. NCBI's taxonomy places the organism in Eukaryota, Fungi, Basidiomycota, Pucciniomycetes, Pucciniales, Melampsoraceae. Gene Ontology annotation, cellular component: fungal-type vacuole membrane; endosome membrane. The transcript has 18 exons.